Messenger RNA from Mustela lutreola (European mink), 531 nucleotides. RefSeq names its product ribosomal protein lateral stalk subunit P2 (gene RPLP2). Gene Ontology annotation, biological process: cytoplasmic translational elongation. Gene Ontology annotation, molecular function: structural constituent of ribosome. Lineage: Eukaryota; Metazoa; Chordata; Mammalia; Carnivora; Mustelidae. The coding region runs from base 137 to 484 and encodes 115 amino acids. The transcript is spliced from 5 exons. Gene Ontology annotation, cellular component: ribosome; cytosolic large ribosomal subunit. The record is from RefSeq and is a predicted model, not a curated record.
GGAGGCGCCCGCUCGGCGCGGCGCGCGUGUCCCGGGGGCUUCUGGGUACUGGAUUACCCCCGCCCCCCACGCAGGCGCCUUCCUUUCCGUCCCUGACGCCGCCGAGGUCGCACGCGUGAGGCCUCUCCCCGCCGAGAUGCGCUACGUCGCCUCCUACCUGCUGGCCGCCCUCGGGGGCAACGCCUCCCCCAGCGCCAAGGACAUCAAGAAGAUCCUGGACAGCGUGGGCAUCGAGGCGGAUGACGACCGGCUCAACAAGGUCAUCAGUGAGCUGAACGGGAAGAACCUGGAAGACGUCAUCGCCCAGGGGAUCGGCAAGCUGGCCAGUGUUCCUGCUGGUGGGGCCGUUGCCGUCUCUGCCGCCCCGGGAUCUGCCGCUCCGGCUGCUGGCGCCGCCCCUGCCGCGGCUGAGGAAAAGAAAGACGAGAAGAAGGAGGAGUCGGAGGAGUCGGAUGACGACAUGGGGUUCGGCUUGUUCGAUUAGGUUCCUGUUCACCCCCAUCCGCUGGCAAAUAAAACCCUUUUUGUGUA